Molecule: messenger RNA, 675 nt
Organism: Oppiella nova
Lineage: Eukaryota; Metazoa; Arthropoda; Arachnida; Sarcoptiformes; Oppiidae
Source: the annotation of a GenBank genome assembly
AUGAAAAGGUCCCCGGUGACCGCCACGUGCGAUUUGUUCAGCGCAUUGAGUACAUUGACAAAUGUGAACCAGAUCAAUAUAGUCAACCAUCAAAUACCACAAAUACCGGACAAUGCGUUCAACGAUAAUAUGGGAGUAUUGGAGAACCUAAAGACCAUUGAUUUGCACGGCACGGGCUCAUUGGGCACCAUAAUCAGUGCUUUUUCAACACUUAAAAAUUUGAACAUGGUGAACUUAUCUAACCAGAAGAUUGUGGCCAUCGGUGACUCGGCCUUCCAGUUCCCGCGAGCUAAUUGGGAUCACAUAACCAUUAACCUUGAGCAUAAUAGCCUAACCGGUAGUAGGUUCGGGUCGCACGUAUUCCCCACGAAUAAAGUGACCACGCUCAUGUUGGCCGGCAAUAUGGACCUGACGUACUUAACUGAAGGUGUUUUCUACGACUUUUUUGAGGAGAGGGGUCACGACAGGAAUACUUGCAAUAUGUCCGGCAUUCCGAUGGAGAUUGACCGGCUCAAUAUGGGGCUCGUGGACAAUAAAGUGACCAUGAAGCUAGAUCAAAAAUUAUUGGAGGCUAUGGGGAAGGACGGGACGGCACUCCUAAAGCAUACGCACAAACAGAUGGAUGUGCCGCCGCCCGCGGCCAAUCACACGAUAAUAUUACACAAUUUUGAAUGA